UUCUUACCCUGUUUCAAUGCAGUGGUGAUGGUCCAGCUGGAGCGGCUCUUUAUGCUGUUUCAAUGGGUAUUUAUGUGUCAACCACGUGGGUAGGUCUGUUGUAAUAUAUAAGGUUGGUAGAAUUCCACCCAUGCAACAAAUUGAACCAGAUGUUUUUCUUUGAUGAUUCAGUAGACUUGUUGUCAUCUGAACCAGAGUAAUGUCAUUAUUAUUUUUCCAAAUUCCAGAUUAUUAACCGUAUUUAAAUUCCACAGCUGUCAUGUUGGUAUUUGAAGAUAGACACAAAAAGCGGGAGUAACUCAGUGGGUCAGACAACAUCUCUGGAGAAAAGGAAUGGGUGAUGUUUCGAGACCCUUCUUCAGACUGAAGAACAGUCUCGGCCCAAAGCAUCACCCAUUCUUUACUCCAGCUUUUUGUGUCUAUCUUUGGUUUAAACCAGCAUCUGCAUUUCCUUCCUACAUAUGUUGGUAUUUGAACUCGGGAUCACCAGUCUCGUAACAUAUUCACUGUACUGCCACCACAAUACCAUCACCCUCACAGAGUGACUUUAUAAUUCCAAUGGAUGACAAUUGUAGCAGGUGGGAGAGAAUAAAAAUACCAGAGGCUGAUGAUUAAAACAGUGUGGAAGAGAGUGCAAACACAGGGGCUGAAGCAGCAGCAAGUGAGAGUGAGUGCAUGCUGAGAAAUAAUGUCUGGAAAAGUCAUGAACUCGCCCAGUACCAGUGGUUUAUGGUAGAAUCAAUGAAAUGACAUACAAUUACAGGGUCCAAUUGGUGUCAUAGGAGUUGGGUAGUAUGCAAGUCCAAGGGUUGAUGUUGACAGUAAGUGUGAGAGUGUGGGGUUUAUUGUCUGGGUAUGAUUUUACGGCAGGUCUAAAAUGUCCAAUUCCAAAAUUGUCAACUGAACCAGAUGUGAGAACCAGUCUGCAGAAGGGUCUCGACCCGAAAUGUCACCCAUUCCUUCUCUGCAGAGAUGCUGCCCGUCCCGCUGAGUUACUCCAGCAUUUUGUGUCUACUUCAGAUGUGAGAAAGUGUGCAAAUCAAAGAGAUAAUGGUUGAAGCAAUUGUGAGAAUGUGCAAAUCCAAUGACUGAUGAAUGAGGCAUUUAGAGUGCGUCGAUUUUUAUUAUUAUGAUACGUAUAUACAAAAAUGAAAAUACAAGACCGAUACAGACACAAUUGUGCAAGUUAAGGAAUGCUGGAUCAGGUUUGAGCAGGAUUUUCAAAGCAGAAGUGCUGAUGGCAGAAUUGGUUAUGGAAGUUUGCAAUUCAUAAGUGACAGGAGCAGAAUUAGGCCAUUCGGCCCAUCAAGUCUACUUCGCCAUUCAAUCACGGCUGAUCUAUCUCUCACUCCUAACCCCAUUCCCCAUAACCUGUGACACCCGCACUAAUCAAGAAUUUAUCUAUCUCUGCCUUAAAAAUAUCAAUUUACGGCCUCUGCAGCCCUCUGUGGCAAAGAAUUCCACAGAUUCGCCACCCUCUGACAAAAGAAAUCCCUCCUCAUCUUCCUAAAGGAACAUCUUUUAAUUCUGAAGCUAUGACCUUUAGUCUUAGACUUUCCCAUGAGUGGAAACAUCCUUUCCAAGUCCAUUCAAAGGGCUAUCAGCUGUAGCAUGUGUGAGAGAGUGCAAUUGUGUGGUGUUGCUGAUGCAACGUGUGAGAUUGUGCAUUCCAUGAGCAAAUGGCAGAAGCACAGGCGAAAGAUGUUCAAUUCCAGGGGCUGAUAUUGCAAACAGUUGUGGAAAAUGGGCAGUUGUGUGGACUGACAGCUAAGCAUGGUGUCGUUGAGUGAUACAGCAUGGAAACAGGCCCUUCGGCCCAACGUCCACACGGGCCAACAUGUCCCAGCUACACUAGUCCCACCUGCCUGCGUUUAGUCCUUAUCCUUCCAAACCUGUCCGAUCCAUGUACCUGUUUCUUAGACGUCGGGAUAGUCCCUUCCUCAACUACAUCCUCUGGCAGCUUGUUCGAUGAACCCACCAACCACCCUGUGUGAAAUGAGUGUGCAUUUCCAGUUGUAGGCGUGAGAGUGUGCAACUCCAUGGGUUUUUUUUGGACUGGACAGACUGAGGGCAAUGCAAGACCAGCGGCUGAUCUUUGAAUCGGAUGUGGCAGAACAUGCACAUCCAGGGUUGCGUUGGCCGGCAGUGUGAGAGAGUGUGCAAGCGCGGAGGGUCGAGAGCUGGAGCUGAUGUGUAAGGUUGAGCAGUACGUGUAUCGUCAGAGGGAUUGAAAUGACAAACAUGCGAGGGUGCUGCUGCUGCUGAAUACCCGGUUGCAGGGUGUGAUCAGAGUGUGCAAUUCCAGGACCAGGUGUAAGAAAGGGUGCAAUUCGGUUGCCGCCGGCGGCCGAAGCAGAGUGGCAGUAGUUUGACAGCGGUUAAAGGCUUGUCCGGCUGCAGCUGGCGGGUGUGGCUGCAUUAUCUCUGAGAUGCAUGGCAGAAACCCUCAUUCUGCUCCUCACAAGAUAUGUGUGAUGGAUAGCGAUCUCUUGGCCCAGCAGGAUACAGGGACCAUGCAUGCUGUAAUUGGUCAGGAUCCUAUGAUUUCUGGACAGCAACUCAGCAAACCCUUGCUGUCCCUACGAGCUGAAAUGAAUGCAGAAUCGAGAGGUGAGGACAAGACGGCCACUUCAGACAAUGAGCUAAAUGAUUCUCUGGUUGUGCCUGUGGAAUUAAAUGACAGCGAGGACACUCCCAGCAAGCUCUUCGGGGCAAGAGGAAGCACUACACAUUCGGAACCUGGCACACCUGACCAACACCAGCCUAGCCAAACACACCCUUCAUUCACAGUUGGGGCACAGCCAUUGCUAACAGCACAACAGCCAUUGCUAACAGCACAACAGCUGGCCUCAGCUGUAGCAGGAGUGAUGCCAACCAGCAAUCCUGCCCUCAAUCAGCCUAUCCUCAUACCGUUUAAUAUGGCUGGGCAGCUCGGCAACCAGCAGGGGCUCGUUCUCACAUUGCCGACUGCCAAUUUAACCAACAUCCAGAGCUUGGUUGCAGCAGCUGCCGCUGGAGGCAUCAUGACAUUACCACUGCAAAACCUGCAAGCUACCUCAUCCUUGAAUUCUCAAAUCCAGCAACUCCAACAUCUUCAGCAGCUGCAACAUCAACAGCAACAAGGCCAACAUCAGCAUCAGCAGAACCACCAGCUGCCUGGCCAGCAGGCAACAUCCCCUCAAAAAAACAGCCAGUCCCCAGGGCAAGGCCUCCAUUCACCACUGACACCAACCAAUCCACUUCAGUUGGCAAGUCAAGCAGCAGCGAUGGGUUCGAUGGGUUCCAUUGCCGGAUCCCAGGCUUUCAGCAAUGCUCUGUCCAACCUACAAGGGAUGACUUCCCAGCUCGUCACCAAUGCACAAGGCCAGAUAAUCGGGACGAUCCCUUUGAUGUCAAACCCUACAGUGCCAUCUAAUCAAAAUGCAGGUGGGACUCAAGGCAUCCAAGUACAACCAAUUACCCCUCAGCUUCUGACUAAUGCCCAAGGUCAGAUCAUCGCCACAGUGAUUGGAAAUCAGAUCUUGCCAGUAAUCAACACACAGGGAAUAACACUGUCGCCCAUUAAACCAGGCCAGCAGCAACAGCAACAGCAUCCGCAGGUAGGCCAGGCAGUGUCCCAGGCUAACCUUCUGCACAUGGCACAUGGGCAGUCCUCCCUCGCACAAAGCCCAGUGCGCCAAGCCUCCUCUUCUUCCUCUUCAUCCUGUUCUUCUUCGGCUCUGAGUGUUGGACAGUUAGUCAGCAAUCCUCAAACAGCAGCCAGUGAAGUUGAUGGAGUAAACCUUGAAGAAAUUCGUGAGUUUGCAAAAGCUUUUAAAAUUCGACGUCUGUCUCUAGGUCUGACACAGACGCAGGUUGGACAGGCCUUAAGUGCCACUGAGGGACCAGCAUACAGCCAAUCUGCCAUCUGCAGACACACCAUCCUGAGAAGCCACUUUUUCCUACCACAGGAUGCCCAAGAGAGCUCUAUAGCUAGCAGUCUGACAGCCAAACUGAACCCUGGCCUUUUGUAUCCUGCCAGGUUCGAAAAGCUGGACAUCACCCCUAAAAGUGCCCAGAAGAUUAAGCCCGUUCUUGAGCGGUGGAUGGCUGAGGCUGAGGCCCGCCACCGAGCAGGAAUGCAGAAUCUAACUGAGUUUAUCGGCAGUGAGCCCUCCAAAAAACGCAAGCGGCGGACGUCUUUCACCCCCCAGGCCUUGGAGAUCUUAAAUGCCCACUUUGAAAAGAAUACGCACCCGUCAGGCCAGGAAAUGACAGAAAUCGCCGAGAAACUGAACUAUGAUCGGGAAGUGGUUAGAGUGUGGUUCUGCAACAAGAGGCAAGCGCUGAAAAACACAGUCAAACGCUUAAAGCCACCCGAGCCCUCGACAGGCCUGGCCAUGGAACCUCUCACAGACACUUUCGAAGAAGCCUCGUAAAAAAAAAUAAAAGGUCCACCAGUAAGUCAUGAAGCGACAUCUUUGGAAGAGUCCUUGCACAUCUCCUGCAAGUAAAAGAAUGCAAAGUGCUGUGUGUUGACACAUUUUCAGACUGUCUGUUGAAUUUACUAUUGAAAAAAGCAACACAUUAUUGUGCGUAGAAUUAGUUUUAAUGGAAAAAAAAAACACCCGGUCUUUUAGCAGGCUGAAACUGAACCAAAUAGACAUUUCUUGUACUGUAAAAUAUGUGAAAAUAUUUGACUGAGAAAAACACCUACCAUGAGUUACAGAGAGCUCUAAUUGAACAAAGGGACCGCAUCUGAAGUAGUGCCUGUCAUUCAGUGUCAGGUACUGUGCUGCAUUAUUACUAAUCUGUUAACCAAAGUCAGAACUUAAAAAAGCACCAGAAUCAAAGCUAUUAGCCUACUGGUUUUCAACGUAUAUUGUAUUUGAAGUUUUUACAUUUGUGAUUACAAAAAACGGAUGAAUUACUUUUCCUCCCCCUCACAGAUUGCGUCUGUUUAUCAUGUUGUGGGAUCACAACUGUGAAAAUCAUUACAACGGUGUCAUUUUGUCUUUCUUACGUGCGACUGAAAUGUUUGUGUGCCAACAAUUUCUAAGUAAUAAGCAGCUGCCAGUGGUUCUGUGUGAUGAGUUUUAAAUUGCACUGUAGUUCAGUAGUGCAAUAUGAAAGGGGGAUUAUACACAUCGCCAGUAAUGCAAUGUUGAGUUUCCCUUUAUUACAGUGGCCACAAACACAAAGAGGUUCUAUUUAGCAUUCCUGUAUCACAACCUCAAUUGUCUGUCUAAUUGCAGCAUCAAUGUGAAUUUUGUGUGCAAAGCAAUUUUUCCAAAGUCUGUUAGCCAAAGAAUUUCAACAGCAUUGUGGUUAAGAGAAAAAUGAUAAAGGUUAAAUUAGUGAUUAGGACUUAGUCGUGACCACAUCAUAGACUGUUUCAUUGUUAAUCUUAUUUAUUCAGAAUAAGUAUUGGAGCAAAGGCACUGAGCUACAGUAACUGCACAAGCUGUAACUGGUAAUCAUAUUUCAUUUACAGCUCCUGUUUUUCUUACAGAUGUUUAGAUGGCUGAGCAUUUUCCAGUUCCCCAAAUCCCCAAUGCCAAGGAAGCACAUAAAUGCACAUACACAUAUAACAAAGGUUUUCUUUAAUGACAGCUGUGGUGUCUCUUUUGUUGGCCAAAAAAUUGUGUCUCUUUUGUUGGCCAAAAAAUAUUUUCCACAUCAGGGUCACUAUUUAUGACUUGUUAAUUUGUAGAAGACAGCAUAGCCCCAAAGAAUUUGGAAUAUAUUCCAGAUCUGGUCACACGAGAUCAUGUCUACAUUAGAUCUCACCAAAUAUUACAUAUUUAUUUGGAAACAGUGGAUUUGAAAUUACCAAAGACAGUGAAACCAGGGACAUUGAAAAGAGAUAUAUUCGCAAUUAUUUUACUCUUUCCAAUUGAACUUUAUAAAUCACAUUUAGGCCAAUAUCUGAGGAUCUCAACUUUCACAUGAAGUAGCAUAUUAUCAUAUUCAUGCAACAUAGAAAGAAAAUGGCAGAAGUGAUAUCAAAUUAGUAGACAACGUCAUAGAGCUAUUUCAUUCAGGAAUUUGUUUUCCAUUGGUGGCAUACUAUGAUAAUCAGUGGCGGACUGGCCAGGGUGUCAGCUUGCCCGGUGGCAAGUGGGCCCCUGAUGAAGUGGGCCCCCUAUAUCAAGUGGGCCCCUAUAUGAAGUGGGCCCCCUAUAUCAAGUGGGCCCCUAAUGAAGUGGGCCCCCUCUGUCUCCUGGCAACCAAUAUUUUUAGACUCAGUCCGCCACUGAUGAUAAUGAUGAAGUUGCAGUGUGUUUAUUUCACUUCUCCAUUGACUUCACUGGAACCACAUAGUGGAGCCAGAAGACAAAUCACAGACUCUACCAUAUUGCACAUUUUAUGGCAAUGAUUGAUGAAACCAUUCUCUUUACUUAAAUGUCUUUAAUCCAGACUUCCUGAAACCAAUCAGGUUUGUUUCUCCACUACAUUAUUACACCUUGAUUCAAAUAUUGAGCAAACAUCAGUGGAUAUUCUAAAAUGGAUAAAUGGUGGAAAUGGUUUUGCAUCAGUGGUCCUUUAUUGAGUAGAUAUCUGCUUUCAUAAUACCCAUUUUAUUGACAAGAAGUCAAAUAAGAUGAUGGACAAGUGAUUAUUCAAGUCUCAGGCCAAAUGGAUUAUCACAUUUUUGUCUACUGAAUAAACCCAGCAUCUAUGUGUAUUAGGUGGUGUUUGACUCAAAGCAUCAUGUUAGUGUUGUGAUAUGGAGGAGAAAAAAAUAAGUAGAACAUAUUGUCCAAAUUCAAGCCAUUUGGUCAACAGUAAGUGCGGUUGCAAAACAUUUGUUCAAGAGAUUGUUUUUUUUAAAGUGCAGGGCUUGAGGGAAAGUGUUGUGACUGGAAAGAUGAAGAUCGCCAAGCUUCAAGUGAUACUUCCGACACUGUAAUGGGACAUUUAUAUCAUGAAUUAAUAUUCAUCUAUGUGGCCAAACGGUGAAGAGAGCUGAGCAAUAAUUAAACAUUACACAGUUAAUGACAAACAUAAUGGCCAGUUAUUGUUGUGGGUGUACUAAACUUCCAGAAAUGUCGCCUAGACUGCCUGAGGCCAGGUGAAAAGUCUGCCAUAUAUCAAACCAUGCAUGUUAUUUCAAAGGAGCCAACCUUCAAUAUAAUGGAGGGAUGAGAAUCAGUCACGUUGAGCUGAAAUGGGUUGCAACAAAAGUAAUUUCAUCCAGACUCUACUAACUGCCACCCUGAGAAUCUUCAUAAUCAUAAGUUCCUGAAGGCCUAAUGGUCAUAACACAAUGGAAAGAGAAUCAUUACUAAUAAACCACACGUUUUAAAGUGCUAUUACUGAUUUGUUCUAUUGAGCAAUCUCAUCAAGACAAUCGCUACAGUAUUAGGUUGUUUGUCUGGUAAUUCCUUGAAUACAUUGAUCACUUGAAUUAUUACUAAAUAGUUUUUCAGCAUUCCAGACCCCGGCAUUAUAAUCCCCAGUAAAAUGCUAACCAAUAUUGCAGAAGCAUUGUUGUACAACUGGCCAUCAAGAGAGACAUUGCAAUAUGACAGCUGUUGUUUCCAUUGAUUAUGUGUCUUACAUUGAUAUAACAUUCCUUAUCCCUUUCUCUAAUUUCUAAUGUUUUUUUUCUGUCCCCUUCAAGAUCCUUAUUUAACUUUAGAGAUUUUGAAAAAAAUCUAAUACUUGAAAACGUUUUCUUUAACUCAUUUACUCAUUCACACCAAAUUAGCAGAUAUGAAAUAUACUGAAUGAAACUGAGAAAGAUAAGUAGAGGCUUAAUGUAACUCAAGCUGUAACCAAAUAUAGAAUCAAAAUGCCUUUGCUCAUCUUAUCAAUGCUGGACCAAAGCUCAGAGUAUAUGAGUAUAGGUAUAUGCACAUUGUAUAGAUGUGGCUCAAUAUUACAGACAAUCUCACAAUAUUAAGCUGUUACUUUUUAAAUCUCUUUAUAAAUACUUUACCUCAACACUCUACUUCUAGUACCCUAAAUUCCAACAUUCAAAACCACUAAUUUUCUUGUUAGAGUUUGAUCAAUUGAGUGAAAUCUGUUUGGGUUGAAGUUUGCAUUGUUCUCAGCUGAAUGUGUAAGUCAUGUGUUUUGCUUGUUUAUAAAUUGAGAAAGUUCUAUUUGUAGCACAGUGUCCAUUGAUUCAUUUGCAAAUGAGCGUUUUGCUAAAAGCUAUAAAAUUGUUGCCAGGGUCACUCAAAUAAAUUGCUGCAGAGUCAAGGUGUGAAACGCACCACCGUUACACUGACAGUAAAGAAGACGAUCUCAUUGGAACUUCAAAUCAAAGGAGGUUAAAAACUGGAGCCAGAGACAAAACCUACCCAAUGAAGAUCCUUUACUGUUCAGACAUUUAAACCAAAGCUGACUUACCUGCACAGGUUGCUUACCUUUUAUAGACUGAAAAUACUGUACUUUAUCUACAGCAAUAUCUGUAUGGUCAGUUAAGCUGCACUUUGUGUAUUUCUAAACAGCUUCAGAUCUGUCACUUUUACUUUGUACCAUAAAAAUAAACAAAACAUUUGAAAUGAUAUUUUUAAACAAAAUGAUUAUUUCAUGGAUACUU
Leucoraja erinaceus (little skate) is the source of this 8533-nucleotide messenger RNA. RefSeq names its product POU class 6 homeobox 2 (gene pou6f2). Bases 2430 to 4418 code for a protein of 662 amino acids. The transcript is spliced from 12 exons. Gene Ontology annotation, molecular function: RNA polymerase II cis-regulatory region sequence-specific DNA binding; DNA-binding transcription factor activity, RNA polymerase II-specific. The record is from RefSeq and is a predicted model, not a curated record. Gene Ontology annotation, biological process: regulation of transcription by RNA polymerase II. NCBI's taxonomy places the organism in Eukaryota, Metazoa, Chordata, Chondrichthyes, Rajiformes, Rajidae.